AUGGAAACCAAGAUAGACAAAUCGGCUCAUGUCAGCAUGAUGGCGGACAGCAUCAUCGCCAACCUCUUGGCUGACGGCCUGAGAGCAGUGAUGCGUGGGUUGCUGGCGAACAGGUCUGAUUGUACUGCAGCAUUUGAAGAACAGACCCGAGUUUUCAUCCACGAAACGGUCUCUGGGUUCUCGAAUGCCACCGCAAAAAGAACCAACGAUCUCUCUGGACUGUCAAUACCAUCUGUCAAGGAAACUUGCCAGCGCGUUUGCUGUAUGAUUUGCUGCGGUCAGGUCCCGAAUGCCACGGAGGAUGACCACGACAUGUCUAGACAGCUUGCGUUUGUGGAUGGUACAAUUAUCCAGACUCUAACAGCUGUUCAAAAGACCCUCUCGGUGCCUAGUGGGGUGAGAGAGCUUUCUCCUGAUGAGCGCCUUCCACUGGAUACCCUGCUCAAAUCACUUCAGCCCUGCAAACUUAGUUGGGAGGGCAGCGGCGGGAUUUUCCCGUUCGAACGAGGCCUCGAAGCGACGAUCAACCUAGUUGACCCUACAUCUUCCCAUGAGAUAUCAGAAGAGCUUAGCAUCUCUAAAAACAUGGAGCAGUUCUGGAAGUAUAUUCAAAAUGGAUUUACGGCAUUUGACACGGCUGAUCACUACGGGGAUGCAGAGAUCAUUUUUGGUCGGUGCCGGAAAUCGAGCCCCAUUUCGGAUACCAUGUUCGCAGCUACAAAAUUUUGUGUUUUCCACCCAAUGAGUGUCACACCCGAGGCUAUAGGUGCAAACGUGAGUGAGCGGUGCCAUCGGUUACAGACCGAGAAAAUUGACCUUCUUCAAUUUCACUGGCAAUAUACACAGUAUGACGAUACUCAGUACAUCGACGCACUCAAGUACCUCUCCCAGGAUGAUCGAAUAAAGCACUUGGGUCUUUGCAAUUUUGACACAGAGAAUAUGCGAAGGGUUGUUGAAAGUGGUGUCAAAGAUAGUCACCAAGUCCAGGUAAAACAUCUCAUUCUUCACCUUUCCAGAAUGUGCUCACAAAGCCAGGUCUCACUUAUUGAUUCGCGACCAACUGUCAGGAUUAUUGAAUUUUGCGAGAAGCAUGAUAUCAAGCUUCUCACAUAUGGAACACUGACGUUUCCACCAUGGACGACCUACCUCGACCCCAACGCUUUGUAA
Messenger RNA from Penicillium argentinense, 1167 nucleotides. RefSeq lists its product as uncharacterized. The transcript has 5 exons. The coding region runs from base 1 to 1167 and encodes 388 amino acids. NCBI's taxonomy places the organism in Eukaryota, Fungi, Ascomycota, Eurotiomycetes, Eurotiales, Aspergillaceae. The record is from RefSeq and is a predicted model, not a curated record.